AUGGACUCCUCAUCAGGGACGCUAGACCUGGAAAGUGUCAAUCAACAGCUCCGCAAGCGAUUGACGCUCACCUUUCGCGACCUCAAUGUCCGCGUUACUGCGCCUGACGCGGCGCUGGGCGACACGCUGCUCUCCUACGCCGAUCCACGUCCGUAUAUAAACAUGUUUCGGAAGAGUCAACAGCCGAAGAGGACAAUCCUCAAAGAUGUGACCGGCCAAGUCAAACCCGGCGAAAUGCUCCUAGUCCUCGGCCGUCCCGGCUCAGGAUGCACCUCGCUUCUCCGUGUCCUCUCCAACGACCGCGCCACCUUCGACGAAGUCAUCGGCGAGACGCGCUACGGCAGCAUGGACCACAAAUCAGCACAACGGUUCCGCCAACAGAUCAUGUUCAACAACGAAGACGACGUGCAUUUCCCCACGCUGACGGUAAACCGGACGAUGAAGUUCGCGCUGCGCAACAAAGUGCCCCGCGAGAGGCCGGCGCAUCUACAGGACGAGAAGGAGUACGUGCAGGCCACGCGGGAUGGGAUUCUAGACUCCCUGGGAAUUCCGCAUACGAAGAAGACGCUGGUCGGGAAUGAGUUUAUUCGUGGCGUGUCGGGAGGUGAGAGGAAGCGGGUGUCGUUGGCGGAGGUUAUGGCUGGACAGAGUCCGGUGCAAUUCUGGGAUAAUCCCACGCGCGGUCUGGACUCCAAGACGGCGGUGGAGUUUGCGCGCAUGCUGCGACGUGAGGCUAGCGAGAACGAAAAAACCAUUAUCGCGACGAUGUAUCAGGCGGGAAAUGGCAUCUACGAUGAGUUCGACAAGGUUCUGGUUCUGGCAGACGGCCGAGUCACGUACUAUGGCCCGCGGAGUCUGGCGCGUGCGUACUUUGAGGAAAUGGGAUUCGUUGUGCCCAAGGGAGCCAAUAUUGCGGAUUUCCUGACUUCGGUGACGGUGGUUACGGAGCGGAUUGUGAAGCCAGGAAUGGAGGACAAGGUUCCUCACACGCCGGAGGAAUUCGAGGCUCGGUUCCAAGAUAGCGUCAUCUAUGCUCAGGCUAUGGAGUCGAUCGAUCCGCCGGAGAAGCUGACUCAUGAAGAGGAAGAUCUGGCUGUGGCUGUGGCGAGUGAGAAGAGGAAGAAGCACCUCCCUCGUCCGCAGAGUCCGUAUACGGCCAGUCUAUGGAGUCAGAUUGCGGCAUGCACAGUCCGACAAUUCCAAAUCAUGGCCGGCGACAAACUCUCGCUCUUCAUCAAAAUUUUCUCGGCCAUCAUUCAAGCCCUCGUCUGCGGCAGUCUAUUCUACAACCUCCAACCCGACAGCAGCUCCAUCUUCCUCCGUCCAGGCGUCCUCUUCUUCCCCGUCCUCUACUUCCUACUGGAAUCCCUCUCCGAGACUACCGGCUCCUUCAUGGGCCGUCCCAUCCUCUCCCGCCAGAAACGCUUCGGUUUCUACCGUCCAACAGCAUUCUGCAUCGCCAACGCCAUCACCGACAUCCCCAUAGUCAUGGUCCAAGUCUCCUGCUUCUCACUAAUCCUCUACUUUAUGUCCGCCCUCCAAAUGGACGCCGGUCGCUUCUUCACCUUCUGGAUCAUCAUCAUCGUCCAGACCCUGUGCUUCAUGCAACUCUUCCGCUCCGUCGGCGCCGUCUGCAAACAGUUCGGCAACGCGUCGAAGAUUUCCGGUCUCCUGUCCACCGUCUUCUUCGUCUACGGCGGCUACCUCAUCCCGUUUGAGAAAAUGCACGUCUGGUUCCGCUGGAUCUUCUACCUCAACCCGGGCUCUUACGCCUUCGAGGCUCUCAUGGCGAACGAGUUCGUGGGUCUGCAGCUGCAGUGCAUCGAGCCGGAUUAUAUCCCCUACGGCGCGGGGUACUCGGACAGCGCGUCGGCGAAUCGUGGCUGCGCGGUGCUAGGGAGUAACGCGGAUGGAGUUAUUGAUGGCGAGUCGUACAUUCGCGAACAGUACAGCUACUCGGUGCACCAUAUCUGGCGCAGUUUCGGGAUCAUCGUGGGUAUGUGGGCGUUCUUCAUAUUUCUGACGGCCGUGGGAUUCGAGAUGCGGAAUAACCAGGCCGGUUCGUCUGUGCUGUUGUAUAAGCGAGGCAGCGAGAAGAAGAAAACGCUUGAUGAGGAAAAUAGUCAGGUCAAGGGCCCAUCCGAGGCUGCGACUGCUGCGGCGCUCAGCAAGACUGCCAAACAGUCGACUUUCUCGUGGAAUCAUCUCGACUACCAUGUUCCGUUCCAUGGGCAGAAGAAGCAGUUGCUGGACCAGGUGUUUGGGUUCGUGAAGCCUGGGAAUCUGGUGGCGUUGAUGGGCUGUUCCGGUGCUGGAAAGACGACCUUGCUGGAUGUACUGGCGCAGCGGAAGGACAGCGGUGAGAUUUACGGGUCGAUUCUGAUUGAUGGAAGACCCCAGGGUAUUAGUUUCCAGCGAACAACUGGAUACUGCGAGCAGAUGGAUGUGCACGAGGCCAGCGCGACGGUGCGAGAAGCGUUGGUGUUUUCGGCUCUACUUCGUCAACCGGCGGAGGUCCCUGAGGAGGAGAAGCUGGCUUAUGUGGAUCACAUUAUUGAUUUGCUUGAGUUGAGCGAUAUUCAAGACGCCUUGAUCGGAGUCCCCGGCGCCGGGCUCAGCAUCGAACAGCGUAAGCGAGUAACUCUCGGCGUUGAACUCGUGGCUAAACCGACUCUGCUCUUCCUCGACGAGCCCACAUCCGGUCUGGACGGACAGUCCGCAUACAACAUCAUUCGGUUCCUGCGCAAGCUGGUCGACAGCGGACAGGCAGUUCUGUGUACCAUCCACCAGCCCUCGGCUGUGCUAUUCGAAGCUUUCGACUCUCUUCUUCUGCUGGCGAAGGGUGGAAAAAUGGCCUACUUCGGAGAGACCGGCAAAGACUCCACCAAAGUACUGGACUACUUCAGCAAGAACGGCGCCCCCUGCGCACCAGACGCCAAUCCCGCCGAGCACAUCGUCGAAGUCAUCCAAGGCAACACAGAGGAAAAGAUCGACUGGGUGGAUGUCUGGAGUCAUUCCGAGGAAAGGGCACGCGCCGUCGAGGAACUCGAGGCAUUGAACAGCGAGAGCAAAGCCAACUCGCACGAGGAAGAGGACCAGUCGGAUUUCGCUACCUCGCACUGGUUUCAGUUCAAGAUGGUACUGAAGAGGAUUAUGAUUCAGCUGUGGCGGUCGCCGGAUUACAUGUGGAACAAAAUCAUCCUGCAUGUAUUCGCAGCCUUAUUCAGCGGCUUCACAUUCUGGAAGAUCGGUGACGGCACGUUCGCGCUGCAACUUCGCCUCUUUGCCAUUUUCAACUUCAUCUUCGUGGCUCCGGGAUGCAUUAACCAGAUGCAGCCCUUCUUCUUGCAUAAUCGGGAUAUCUUCGAGACCAGAGAGAAGAAGUCCAAAACCUACCACUGGCUCGCCUUCAUCGGCGCCCAAGCCGUCUCUGAAAUCCCCUACUUGAUCCUCUGCGCCACGCUCUACUUUGCCUGCUGGUACUUCACAGCCGGGUUCCCAGUCAAAGCCAGUAUCUCGGGACAUGUGUAUCUGCAAAUGAUUUUCUACGAAUUCCUCUACACCUCCAUCGGCCAGGCCAUCGCCGCCUACGCACCCAACGAAUACUUCGCCGCAAUCAUGAACCCCGUGCUCAUCGGCGCCGGCCUAGUCAGCUUCUGUGGUGUCGUGGUGCCCUAUUCCCAAAUGCAGCCUUUCUGGCGCUACUGGCUCUACUACCUCGAUCCGUUCACGUACCUAGUGGGCGGGCUCCUCGGCGAAGUCCUCUGGGACGUAGACGUGACGUGCAAAGCUGACGAUCUGGUGCGGUUUAGUGCGCCAGAUGGCCAGACCUGUGCGCAGUAUAUGGGUGACUUUCUAGCAAGCGGGACGGGGUAUUUGGUCGACGCUGCUGGUGGUGCUGGUGGGGAGUGUGCGUUCUGUAAGUACACCACCGGGGCGGAUUAUGCCAAGGGGUUUAAUCUGUUGGAGAGAUAUUAUUCUUGGAGAGAUACGGGUAUUACGGCGCUGUUUUGUAUCUCGUCGUAUGGAUUGGUGUUUUUGAUGAUGAAGUUGAGGAGUAAGAAGACGAAGAGUGCGCGGUCGGAUUGA
Molecule: messenger RNA, 4089 nt
Organism: Aspergillus steynii IBT 23096
Lineage: Eukaryota; Fungi; Ascomycota; Eurotiomycetes; Eurotiales; Aspergillaceae
Product: putative ABC multidrug transporter
Exons: 12
Coding region: 1-4089 (1362 amino acids)
Biological process (GO): transmembrane transport
Cellular component (GO): membrane
Molecular function (GO): ABC-type transporter activity; ATP binding; ATP hydrolysis activity
Source: RefSeq, a predicted model, not a curated record